GAGGCCGGGUUGCCCUCGAAGCGGGGCGGGGCCGGGCGGGACGAAGCGGGGCGGGGCCGAGCAGGGCGGGGCGGGGGCUUGAGGUGAUUCCCGAGUCGCAGGGCGGCUCCGGCGGUGCGGGGAAACCGAAAGUGGGCGGCGGCCGCGGCAGGGGCAGUGGUGGAGACGGCAGCGGGAGCUGGGCCCUGAGGCGCGGGGACGGGCCGUGGGCCCCUGAAACGAGGCAAAGAUGCUGGAAGGAGAUCUGGUUUCAAAGAUGCUGCGAGCUGUUCUGCAGUCUCAUAAGAAUGGAGUAGCAUUACCCCGGCUCCAAGGAGAGUACAGAUCCUUGACUGGAGACUGGAUCCCCUUCAAACAGCUAGGUUUCCCUACACUAGAAGCCUAUCUGAGAAGUGUGCCAGCAGUGGUCAGGAUAGAGACUAGUAGAUCUGGAGAGAUUACCUGCUAUGCCAUGGCCUGCACAGAAACUGCAAGAAUCGCUCAGCUUGUGGCUCGUCAGAGGAGUUCUAAAAGGAAAACCGGGCGUCAAGUUAAUUGUCAGAUGAGAGUGAAGAAAACCAUGCCAUUUUUUCUAGAAGGAAAGCCGAAAGCAACCCUCAGACAACCAGGAUUUGCUUCAAAUUUUUCUAUUGGCAAAAAACCUAAUCCACCACUAUUAAGAGACAAAGGAAACUCUGCUGGAGUUAAGUCUGAUGCUGAAACGUCUCCUUAUACAUUACACGCAACUCUUGGAAAUGAAGCAUUCAAAGGCAUUCCAAUGCAAAGGCAUGUGACCAUGUCCACCAACAACAGGUUUAGCCCAAAGGUGUUCCUUCAACCACCUUUGCAGAUGCAACUGUCGAGAACCUCUGCUAAGGAAAUGAGUGAUAAUUUAAAUCAGACUGUUGAAAAACCCAAUGUCACGCCUCCUGCCUCUUACACUUAUAAAAUGGAUGAGGUUCAAAACCGCAUAAAGGAAAUACUAAACAAGCAUAAUAAUGGCAUUUGGAUAUCUAAGCUUCCACAUUUUUACAAAGAGUUAUAUAAAGAAGACCUUAAUCAAGGAAUUUUACAACAAUUUGAACACUGGCCUCAUAUUUGCACGGUGGAGAAACCUUGCAGCGGUGGUCAAGAUUUACUUCUUUAUCCAGCUAAGAGAAAGCAGAUUUUGAGAAGUGAACUGGACACUGAGAAAGUACCUCCAUCUCCACUACCUGCUCCCAAACAAACACCACCGUUGAAAGGUGGUCCACCUGUUAUGCCAGGAGACUUUAAAGAAAAAGUGGCAGAGCUGCUGGUGAAAUACACAAGUGGCCUUUGGGCUAGUGCACUCCCAAAAGCAUUUGAGGAAAUGUACAAAGUGAAAUUCCCUGAGGAUGCCUUAAAAAAUCUUGCCUCACUUUCUGAUGUGUGCACCAUAGACUACAUAUCUGGAAAUCCCCAGAAGGCCAUUCUGUAUGCUAAACUUCCAUUGCCCACUGAAAAAAUCCAAAAGGAUGCAGGGCAAACCCUUGGUGAUCAUGAUAUCAAGGCUAUGGUUGAACAAGAGUAUUUGCAGAUAGAAGAAAACAUUGCUGAAAGUGCUAAUACCUUUAUGGAGGACAUAACAGUUCCUCCUUUAAUGAUUCCAACUGAAGCAUCACCAUCUGUAUUGGUGGUUGAACUGAGCAACACAAAUGAAGUGGUUAUCAGAUAUGUGGGCAAGGACUAUUCAGCUGCUCAGGAAUUAAUGGAAGAUGAGAUGAAGGAAUAUUACAGUAAGAAUCCUAAGGUCACACCAGUCCAGGCCGUGCACGUUGGGCAGUUGCUGGCCAUAAAUGCCGAGGAGGAUGCCUGGUUACGGGCACAGGUCAUCUCAACAGAAGAGAACAAAAUAAAGGUAUGCUAUGUUGACUAUGGUUUUAGUGAAAAUGUUGAAAAGAGCAAAGCAUACAAAUUAAAUCCGAAGUUUUGUUCACUCUCAUUUCAAGCUACGAAAUGUAAGCUUGCAGGCUUGGAAGUCCUAAGCGAUGACCCUGAUCUAGUGAAGGUGGUUGAAUCUUUAACUUGUGGAAAGAUCUUUGCAGUGGAAAUACUUGACAAAGCUGAUAUUCCACUUGUUGUUCUGUAUGAUACCUCUGGAGAAGAUGAUAUCAAUAUCAAUGCCUCCUGCUUGAAGGCUAUAUGUGACAAGUCACUAGAGGUUCACCUGCAGGUUGACGCCAUGUACACAAAUGUCAAAGUGACUAAUAUUUGCUCUGAUGGGACACUCUACUGCCAGGUGCCUUGUAAGGGUCUGAACAAGCUCAGUGACCUUCUACAUAAAAUAGAAGACUACUUCCAUUGCAAGCACAUGACCUCCGAGUGCUUUGUUUCAUUACCCUUCUGUGGGAAAAUCUGCCUCUUCCAUUGCAAAGGAAAAUGGUUACGAGUAGAGAUCACAAACGUUCACAGCAGUCGGGCUCUUGAUGUUCAGUUCCUGGACUCUGGCACUGUGACAUCUGUAAAAGUGUCAGAGCUCAGGGAAAUUCCACCUCGGUUUCUACAAGAAAUGAUUGCAAUACCACCUCAGGCCAUUAAGUGCUGUUUAGCGGAUCUUCCACAAUCUAUUGGCAUGUGGACACCAGAUGCUGUGCUUUGGUUAAGAGAUUCUGUUUUGAAUUGCUCAGACUGUAGCAUUAAGGUUACAAAAGUGGAUGAAACCAGAGGGAUUGCACAUGUUUAUUUGUUUACCCCUAAGAACUUCCCUGAUCCUCAUCGCAGUAUUAAUCGCCAGAUUACAAAUGCAGACUUGUGGAAGCAUCAGAAGGAUGUGUUUUUGAGUGCCAUAUCCAGUGGAGUUGGCUCUCCCGACAGCAAAAAUGGCAACAUGCCUGUGUCAGGCAACACUGGAGAGAAUUUCAGAAAGAACCUCACAGAUGUCAUCAAAAAGUCCAUGGUAGACCACACCGGCUCUUUCUCCACGGAGGAACUACCACCUCCUGUCCUCUUGUCAAAGCCAGGGGAACACAUGGAUGUGUAUGUGCCUGUGGCCUGUCACCCAGGCUACUUCAUCAUCCAGCCUUGGCAGGAGAUUCAUAAAUUGGAAGUUCUGAUGGAAGAGAUGAUUCUGUAUUACAGUGUGUCUGAAGAGCGCCACAUAGUGGUGGAAAAAGACCAAGUGUAUGCUGCAAAAGUGGAAAAUAAGUAGGUCCUUGGACAAAGCAUUUUAUUCUACUCCUA
This is a messenger RNA of Cebus imitator (Panamanian white-faced capuchin), 3180 nucleotides long. Its product is annotated as tudor domain-containing protein 7. Gene Ontology annotation, biological process: lens fiber cell differentiation; spermatogenesis; lens morphogenesis in camera-type eye. The record is from RefSeq and is a predicted model, not a curated record. Bases 230 to 3148 code for a protein of 972 amino acids. Lineage: Eukaryota; Metazoa; Chordata; Mammalia; Primates; Cebidae. The transcript is spliced from 15 exons.